Molecule: messenger RNA, 1047 nt
Organism: Rotaria sp. Silwood2
Lineage: Eukaryota; Metazoa; Rotifera; Eurotatoria; Philodinida; Philodinidae
Source: the annotation of a GenBank genome assembly
AUGGAAGAACAACAUUUAUCACAAAAAUUGAGUCAAUUAUCAACAUCGUCGUGUAAAACAACUGAUCCUCUCCUCACUAGGACGAGUGAAAAUAGAGAGGAGAAUGUUCCAGAUUAUCUAGCAAAAGGAAGUCAAUCCUUUGAAAAAAUCAUCAAUCAAAUAUCAUCCAUGGAGAAGAUCGAAGAAUUACGACAAAUCGGUAUACUCAUAUAUCAAUUUUCAAUGAUCCAUCUACAAAAAUCGCUUUGGAUAGCAUACUGGAAAGCAGAAAUGGGUCAACUUAAAUCAUCCAAUCAAAUGAAGAACGACAAUGAUCAUAUUGGUCCACAACUUUGGCCUCUGGAAGUUCAAUCAGAAAUAAAAAUGUCAACCAGCAAUGAUACUUGUCGAGUUUUUGUCACUCGAUAUUUUUCUGAAUUAGAUGUUCAAAUGAAACACUAUGAAAAUGAAUUAUCGAAUAAAAAAAAUCAAUUCUCUGACUAUAUACAAACGAUUGAAACAUUUGUCCAAGAAAACCUUACACCUAUUCGUCUCUAUUAUGAAUAUCAAAUAGCAGUUGUUGAAUAUAACUAUUAUGAUCGCGUAUUAGAGUUAGAAUAUCUUCAACAUAAUCCAGCUCAUUGUCAAAAACAAAUAGUUAAACAACUUUGCCAUGCUAAAUAUCAAGAAGAAAUAACAAGAGAAGAAUUCAAUUUUUUCAAAGAACAAAUUUCUAAUCAAAAGCCUUCUCCAUCGUCUGAAUUACCACCGCAAGAAACAUUCUUCAAUACAAUUGGCAAUCAAGAAGUUCGACAAAAAUUGCAUGAUCAAUACCGAAGUGUAGCUGAACAAGCAAAAUACGAUAUGAUGCAAUUGUAUCUUUCAUCGACUGAAGCUCAAAUGAAUCGAUAUCGUAAACAAUUUUAUGUUAAAAUGAAACAAUUCUGGCUUGAACACCGUUCUCUUCCACAGGAUCGCAAAUUAUCGAAUACAAUGAUUCCCCAAGUGAGCAGGGGACGGGUUAAAAGACUAGUCUUUUUUCUAGUCGUGGCACCCCGUCCCGUCUAG